Penicillium cosmopolitanum is the source of this 1596-nucleotide messenger RNA. RefSeq names its product purine-cytosine permease family protein. The record is from RefSeq and is a predicted model, not a curated record. The transcript has 5 exons. Gene Ontology annotation, biological process: transmembrane transport. Bases 1 to 1596 code for a protein of 531 amino acids. Gene Ontology annotation, molecular function: transmembrane transporter activity. Gene Ontology annotation, cellular component: plasma membrane; fungal-type vacuole membrane. NCBI's taxonomy places the organism in Eukaryota, Fungi, Ascomycota, Eurotiomycetes, Eurotiales, Aspergillaceae.
AUGGCCCCGGAAAAUGAAAUCGCCACCGUAGCGGCGCGGAACGAGAAAGCAGACUCGAUUAAACAGACCGAAGAACCUGUUUCCUAUGAACAGGAUAAAAAAAAUGACAGCACAUAUCCUCCCGAACAAACAUCUCGCUACAACCCCAUUAGCUCGCGCCUGGGCUCGUUGAUUCGCAUGUUUGAGCAGCAGCUCGUCGAAUAUAAUUUUGAGGCGCGAGGCAUUGAGCGUGUUGCGCCAGAUGAGCGCAUGAAGAAGCUUUCAUGGGUGUCAUACGCCCAGGCACUCUUGCUCUGGGUAUCCAUCAACCUUGCUGCCAACAAUGUGACUCUGGGCAUGUUAGGACCUGCCGUAUAUGGGCUUAGCUUCAAGGACUCUGCACUAUGUGCCUUCUUUGGGUGCCUUGUUGGCGCACUUGUUGCCUCUUGGAUGGCUACAUGGGGCCCAAUCUCUGGUAUUCGUACCAUGGCAUUUGGCAGAUACUCGAUGGGUUGGUGGCCCAGCAAGAUUAUCGUCUUGCUGAACCUUAUUCAAAUGAUCGGAUACUGUCUGAUUGACUGUGUCGUCGGCGGCCAGAUUCUUUCAGCGGUUUCGCCAGGUGGCAUGUCCGUUGCUGUCGGGAUUGUCAUCAUUGCUAUUAUCAGCUGGGUUGUGGCUACAUUUGGUAUCCAAGUGUUCCACUACUAUGAACGAUUUGCAUUCUUGCCUCAGUUAAUCGUCAUUUGCAUUCUAUUUGGUGUUUCAUCCAGCAAAUUCGACCUGUCUACUACUUCCCUUGGUGAUGCACGUACGGUAGCCGGGAACAGGCUAUCCUUCUUUUCCAUCUGUGUUAGCGCAGCAAUCACCUACGCCCCCCUAGCAGCAGACUUCUUUGUCUAUUACCCGGAACAUACCUCCCGCACCUCAAUCUUCUCUCUUACCCUCAUUGGCCUGAUAUGUUCCUUCACCAUGGCAAUCAUCUGCGGUAUCGGUCUUGCCUCCGGCAUCAAUGCUUACCCCGAGUACGCAACCGCCUACAACAAGGGCCAAGGCGCCCUCAUCGUCGAGGGUUUUGGUCCUCUCCAUGGCUUCGGCAAGUUCUGUUCUGUCAUCAUCGCCCUCGGCCUUAUCGCCAAUACUGUCGCGCCAACAUACUCCGCCGGCGUUGAUUUCCAGAUUCUCGGCCGCUACGCAGAGAAGGUCCCCCGCGUGAUCUGGAAUACCGUCGGUGUGAUUAUCUAUACCGUUUGUGCGCUCGUCGGCCGCAGCUAUCUCUCGGAGAUCUUUACAAACUUCUUGGCCUUGAUGGGCUACUGGGUUGCGAUCUGGACUGCUAUCAUCCUUGAAGAGUUCCUGAUCUUCCGGUUCCGAACGGGCUAUAAUUGGGCCGCCUGGCGAGACCCUUCCAAGCUUCCUAUCGGAAUCGCGAGCUUUAUCGCUUUCGUCGUUGGAUGGGUCGGUGCCGUCCUGUGUAUGGCUCAAGUGUGGUAUAUUGGCCCUAUUGCGAAGCUAGUGGGAGACUAUGGCGCUGAUAUGGGCAACUAUAUUGGUUUCUCGUGGGCGGCGCUUGUUUACCCACCUCUCAGGUACUUGGAGCUGCAUUUUGUGGGCCGGUAG